Brassica napus (rape) is the source of this 1222-nucleotide messenger RNA. Its product is annotated as protein STRICTOSIDINE SYNTHASE-LIKE 12-like. The transcript is spliced from 3 exons. Gene Ontology annotation, molecular function: strictosidine synthase activity. Bases 47 to 1030 code for a protein of 327 amino acids. Gene Ontology annotation, biological process: biosynthetic process. The record is from RefSeq and is a predicted model, not a curated record. Lineage: Eukaryota; Viridiplantae; Streptophyta; Magnoliopsida; Brassicales; Brassicaceae.
GUACUAACAAUAGUUUCUACAUUGAAAACACAACUAAGAAUAAAGAAUGACGUUGUAUAUCUUCUUGAUUUCUCUUCUUCUUCUCUCUCUUUUGUCAGCUGUUGUCUCCGACGACGCAUCUUUCCAGAAACUUCCGGUGCCGGGAAAGAGGUCAGGCCCUGAAUCUUUUGCCUUUGAUUCCACCGGAAAAGCUUUCUACACCGGAGUCUCCGGUGGUAAAAUCCUCAAGUAUACUCCUGACAAAGGUUUUGUCGAUUUUGCUCAGAUAACUAAGACUUCAACUUCUUCGUGGUGCAAAGGAGUAUUUGGAACCGCAUUGGCCAAGAAAUGUGGCCGACCUGCGGGGAUAGCCUUCAACCCAAAGACAGGUGACCUUUACGUCGCUGAUGCUCCAUUGGGUCUUCACGUUAUCCAUCCCGCCGGAGGUGUGGCCACAAAGAUCGCAGACAGUGUUGACGGAAAGCCCUUCAAGUUCCUCGACGGUCUUGACGUUGAUCCCACCACCGGUGUCGUCUACUUCACUUCUUUCAGCUCCAAGUUCAGCCCCAGCGAAGUGUUUAUCGCAGUGGGAGUAAAAGACGCGAGUGGAAAGCUCUUCAAAUACGACCCAGCGACCAAAGCAGUGACUGUGUUAAUGGAAGAUCUAAGUGGUGCGGCUGGUUGCGCCGUGAGCUCUGAUGGUUCAUUCGUGCUGGUUAGCGAGUUCAUAAAGAGUAACAUCAAGAGAUAUUGGAUCAAAGGACCAAAAGCUGGAUCUACUGAUGACAUCUUCUCAAGUUCUGUCUCGAACCCCGACAACAUCAGGAGGAUCGGUUCUACUGGAAAUUUUUGGGUCGCUUCCGUUAUUAACAAGGUCGUAAUGCCCACGGACCCUUCGGCUGUCAAAAUCGAUUCUAAUGGAAAAGUGCUUCAGACCAUUUUUCUCAAGAAUGAGUUUGGUAAUACAUUGCUCAGUGAAGCCAACGAGGUCGACGGCAAACUGUAUAUUGGAACUCUUACUGGACCUUUUGCCGGAGUUAUGAAACUUUAGAUUGGUAUUAGGUGAUUGCCCACGUUUGUGACCAUGUUGAAAAAGUCCCUAUUUAUGAUUAAAUAUUAAUCUAAAUUAAAGUGAUAAUAUCCUUUCAAAAUUCUAAACAAGGUUUGUCAACUUCCUUCCUUUUUUCUUGGUUGUAUUUGAGGAGGGAUGUUUCCUUAUAGUUGUCUUAUUAUAUGUAAAUAA